Uranotaenia lowii is the source of this 3455-nucleotide messenger RNA. RefSeq names its product glutathione hydrolase 1 proenzyme-like. The coding region runs from base 208 to 3279 and encodes 1023 amino acids. Gene Ontology annotation, biological process: glutathione catabolic process. The transcript has 6 exons. Gene Ontology annotation, cellular component: plasma membrane. Gene Ontology annotation, molecular function: glutathione gamma-glutamate hydrolase. The record is from RefSeq and is a predicted model, not a curated record. NCBI's taxonomy places the organism in Eukaryota, Metazoa, Arthropoda, Insecta, Diptera, Culicidae.
GUGUAGAUUAUGCAAAGUUGCCGUCUCAGCAGAGUGAUGAAUUGUAGGCGGUUUACAGUGUAGCGCAUAUCAAGGGGGUGUCGAUUUGGCCCUACUUACCCCUAGAAAUCUCUAGUUUCAGCCUCUAGUGACUGUUAAAUGAUUUUUCACCCUUGUUACGAGAUAAGUGAUAACCCACCACUAGACUCGACGAAACGUUCUUCCUAAAUGAUGGCAGAUGUCAAGCGACGAUCUUCAACGAUACGAUCGGUAGAAUCUUUCACUCUACUCGAGGAAGCUGCAGAGCUGUGUCGCCUAGAUGUAAUAAACAUCAACAAACGGCUGUUGCUGGUGGUGGGUCUGGCGGCCGCCAUCGUGCUAGCCCUCGGACUGGGACUGUACUUUGGCCUUCGCGAGACCGGAUCGGAUUCUCCACAGCGUGAUGAGGAAGUUUUCCUGCGCGGAGGUGCGGUUACAUCCAAUGGACUAGAAUGUGCGGCCAUUGGCGAGGAUAUUUUGCGCAAGAAUGGUUCCGCAGCCGACGCCGCCAUAGCCGUUCUCUUCUGCGAGGGGGUGACCUGUCCGCAGAGUGCCGGUCUAGGAGGGGGCUUCUUCCUGACCAUCUAUGAUCGAGCGACAAAAACGGCUCACACCCUAGAUGCUCGAGAAACUGCUCCGGCAGCCGCAACGAAGGACAUGUACGUCAACAAUCAGGAAGCUGCAGUCGUAGGAGGCCUUGCCGUGGCAGUGCCCGGUGAAAUCAAAGGCUACUGGGAGCUGCACAAGCGAUACGGCAAACUAGAUUGGAAGACACUUAUCGAUCCCACGAUCAAAUUGUGUCGCGAAGGUCAUGUGGUUUCGGGCUAUUUGGAUCGCAUCAUUAGGCCUCGGCGAGACCGUAUCAAUGCGAUCCCUUCGUUAAAGGAAGUUUUUAUCAAUCCAGAGACGGGCGAAACGUGGAAGGAAGGAGAGCGUAUCAAACGCUUGGCCUUGGCAGAUUCCCUAGAAGUGAUCGCCAGUGAAGGGGUUGAUUCACUUUACAGUCGCAAUGGUACUCUUCUACCGAAACUUAUGCGUGAUCUCAAGGAAUUUGGCAGUAUUAUUACGGAAGAUGACAUCGUCAAUUAUCAAGUCCGCUGGCUUCCACCAGCCUACACUGAACUGAAGGGCAACUAUCACGUGUACUCAAUGCCACUGCCGGGUAGUGGCCACGUACUUAACUACAUGUUGAACAUCCUGGACGGAUACGACGAACUGCGGAACGAUCCCCUGACCUGGCACCGGAUCGUGGAAGCUUUCAAGCAUGGCUACGGUCUACGGACCCAUCUGGGCGAUCCGGCCUUCGUACCCGGCAUCGAAGAGCUGAUCCGCAAGUUGACCAACAAAAAUUACGCCGCCUUUGUGCGGGAUGGAAUCUGGGACAACAAAACAUUCCAGGAGUACGAACACUACGGGGCCGAGUAUUUCAACGAGGAAGAUCACGGUACGGCUCAUGUUUCGAUCCUGGCCCCGAAUGGGGAUGCAGUAGCUGUAACGUCCACCAUCAACUAUAUAACAUCGCGCCGGAAAAAGUUUUUGGCUGGCAGCGUUGUAACCGUUAUUAUUGCAGUGCUUCUGAUUGGGGGGCUCUACAUCGGAUUCUUCCAUGACGCAGAAACGGCUACAGCAGCAUCAGCUCACAAGGGUGGCGGUGCCGUUGCAGCCAAUGGACAUGAAUGUGCCGCCAUCGGGGCCAACAUUCUCCGGGUGGGUGGAUCAGCAGCCGAUGCCGCCAUUGCCACGCUUUUCUGCGAGGGCGUAACCUGUCCCCAGAGCAUGGGUCUCGGUGGUGGUUUCAUUCUUACCAUUUACGAUGCGGCCAAGAACCAUGCGGAAACUUUAAAUGCCCGGGAAACUGCUCCGGCCGCUGCCACCGUUGAUAUGCUCGUGCAGCAAGAUGACAGUUCAGGAAAAGACAAACGUGGGCUAGUGAUUGCCGUACCUGGUGAACUGAAAGGUUAUUGGGUCCUACACCAGCGCUAUGGUAAGCUCAAUUGGUCCGCACUUGUUCAACCGACGAUUGAUCUUUGCCGAAAUGGGCAUAUGGUCACCAAGUAUUUGGGCAGGAUCCUGAGCAUAACGGAGAAAAAAAUCCUGGCCGAACCAUCGCUGAGGGAGAUCUUUAUCAAUCCGGCCACCAAUGGCACCUGGAAGGAAGGCCAGUACAUCAAGCGGCUAGCGUUGGCCGACGGCUUGGAGAUCAUCGCGAAAGAAGGCGUCCAUGCGUUGUACAGCAAAAAUGGUACGCUCCUACCCAAGCUGAUGCAAGAUCUGAAGGGCUUCGAUAGCAUCCUGACCGAGGAGGACUUCUACAACUAUGAACCGAAAUGGGAGCGGCCGGCCACCGCAACGUUGCGUGGAGGAAGUGAGGUCCAUUCGUUCCCUCUGCCCGGCAGUGGUACGCUGCUCAAUUUCAUGCUCCGGGUACUGGAUGGCUACGAGAAGCUCGAUCCCAAGGACACCCUUACGUGGCACCGGAUUGUGGAGGCGUUCAAGUGGGGUUAUGGCUUGCGGACACGCGUCGGAGAUCCACACUACGUUGCUGGCAUUGCUGGACUAACACAGAACUUAACCAGCGAUAGUUUUGCGGCGUACAUCCGAUCGAAGAUAGAUGAUAAUCGAACCUUUUCGGAGUACUCUCAUUACGGGGCAGAAUUUGGCAAUGUUGAAGAUCACGGAACGGCUCACGUAUCAGUGCUAGCGGCCAAUGGCGAUGCGGUGGCAGCGACGAGUACGAUCAAUUAUUUAUUGGGAGCAAAAAUACGAUCACGUCUAACGGGCAUAAUUCUGAACGACGAGAUGGAUGACUUCGGCUCUCCAAACAGCACCAACACGUACGGUUUACCACCUUCUCCGGCGAAUAUGAUUGCCCCCGGGAAACGACCGCUCUCCUCGAUGGCGCCAACGAUCGUGACCAGUCGAGACGGUUCCGGGGUUCGAAUGGUUGUCGGAGGUGCCGGAGGAUCGCGCAUCACUACGGCCACGGCUUUGCUCAUCCUGCGGCACGUGGUUUUCGGAGAAGAGCUGAACGCUACGAUGGCCGCUCCUCGACUUCACCACCAGCUCGCGCCAAUGGCCGUGGAGUACGAACCGGGCUUUGAUGAACCCAUCUUGGAGGGACUCCGACAAAGGGGACACGUGGUAAAGGAAAAAGCCCCGGAUGCUGGGUUUGCUGCGGCCACCGCCAUCUCCAGAGACGCAAGCAGCCGAAUAUCGGGAGCAUUCGAUCCCCGACGAGGAGGAAGUUUGGAAAUAUUGUAAUCUAAUUUAAGUUAGAGUAAGUUAGUAGCAUCUGAAUAUCUUAAGCUCGAAGCGUUGCUGGGAGCAGUGAAAACCUACAUUCGUGAAUUAUUUCUAGUUUUAAUAGAUAAGUGAAGAAAAUCUGGAUUUAUGCGACGACCAACUUGAAAAAUAAAUAUUUAAUUUGUUCAAUGAAA